Phoenix dactylifera (date palm) is the source of this 1725-nucleotide messenger RNA. NCBI's taxonomy places the organism in Eukaryota, Viridiplantae, Streptophyta, Magnoliopsida, Arecales, Arecaceae. The record is from RefSeq and is a predicted model, not a curated record.
CACCAUCAUCAAACACCGUACCAGCCGUCGGAUCAAUUCCGUCUACCAGAACUCUCCCCAAGAAUAUGUGCUCCUGAGAUCGCGCUGGCGCGAUGCGAGCCCCCCUCCUCCCUCACUGCCAUCGAUCCCCGUCGCCACUACACUCUCGGACGAGUAAAACCAAGCGGUCCUCCGCCGUUGCUGCGGCGGCGGGGAUGGGGGGAGGAAGCGGGCGGGAAGGAGACUGGGAGUGCGGGGGAUGCCGGAACCGCAACUACGCGUUCCGGUCCCUGUGCAACCGCUGCAAGCAGCCUCGCCUUUUGGUGGACACCAAGACCCCUGCCGACUCCAAGUGGCUCCCCCGCAUCGGUGACUGGAUCUGCACCGGUUGCAGUAACAACAAUUAUGCAUCCAGAGAAAAGUGUAAGAAGUGCAGCCAAUCAAAGGAGGAAGGGGCAUUGCCAGCAGUUGCAAUGCCUGGAGUAUCUCUCCCAACUUAUGCACAAUGUUUUGCCGGAGUUCAGGAACUACAUCAAUCGAAGAUAAAUUUUGGGAUUACAAGAAAUCCUGUUAUUCAUUCAUUUCCACCAAGUUCUGAUUGGUCGUAUGGGGGACCUGAUAUAUAUGGGCUUCAGUCUGCUCCCAGCUGGUCCUUAAAUGGCAGUAGUGGAAGUGAAUAUUCAUAUCCAAGCAACAGAAAGCAGCUUCCUGUGGUUCCUAAAGGAUGGCGAGAUGGUGACUGGAUAUGUAACUGUGGCUUUCAUAACUACUCAUCCCGUACACAGUGUAAGAAAUGCAAUGCACCUGUAUUGUCUGGUGUUACUUCUUCAGCACCGAGUUCAGCAGUUUCAGCUUUGAGGACAAAACGAUUGGCGUCAGAGGAGCUUGUUACUGACUGGGAUAAUAAAAGGCUGAAUGCAGGAGACAUAGAUAGUCAUUUUCUGACAAGUGAGCAGCAGCAUUCAUACCAGGGUUUCAAGCAACCGGUAGCAUCCAGUUAUGAUCAAACACUCGGAAUGUAUGCUAAAUAUUCCAGUUUGCUGACACCAUCAAUGGAAGUAAAUGCACAGUCUGCACAGAGGGCAGUGCCUACACUUCUAGGAAAAGGGUAUCAUGAAAUUGCAUUGACUGGAUGGAUAUGCAUAACUGCAGCCACUAGAAGCUUAGUGGUGUCUUAUAUUCUGAAGUUGGUCGAUUUUGUUUGGAAUAUACUGGCCAUUUUGGAAAACUUCAUGAAGGCAAAACAAUGGCGUGAAGGGGACUGGAUGUGCAGUAAGUGCAAUAAUCACAAUUUUUCAUCUCGUUCUUAUUGCAACAGAUGUAAAACUCAGAAAGAAGUUGCUGUGCACUCUGGAGGUGUUGGGUAGUAUAGAUGAAAACAGAGCGUUUCACAUAGUUACUGAUCUAUGGUGCCUGAAACUUCCUCUCUUUUCGCUGCAGCAGAGCAAAUCUUCCUUUCUUUUGUUCACUGGCAUGCUUACUAAUUGGUCUUAGAACCUAUUGAUGAUUGGUCUCGACACCAACCUGACGGGAAGAAAACCAUCGGAUGAGAAGCAGGUUUUUCUCUAGUGCUGAAUAAAAAUGGACUGAUGUGCUUAUUUUGGUUGGAAACCAAUGUGCCUAGUUUUGUUUGUUUUCUUAAGUUACAAAAUCGUGCAUCUUCUCUUGGCUGAUUUCAACAAAUAUAUGCUAGAAGGAUAUGAGUUCUUAACUGAAGUUGUAUCAUGGCUGUGAUUAUGAGGAUUA